AUAAUAACGUGUGUCAUGCUCCCUAAUACAAUAAAUCCUUAAACCCAAUUAAGGCUGCCGCCACUGCUAUCCCUGCCGAAAUCCAAGAUUUGGGUAACUUGCCGCAGUUGAAUCUCCCUGCUACUGUUACUAAAUUCUGAAUCAAAAAUGGUAGAUGGAAUUUGCGCGAAGCUGGCGUAUUGUGAAACAUAACUUCAGUUAUGUAGAAGAACAAGAAGUCGUUUGAUUUUCGAUUUGGUAGAGAACCGUCAAACCUUGAACGUUGGAUUGGGGGCGGUGCACUGUAGACUACGGUUUAGGGUUUUGCCUUCUACCUUCUUUACCAGGCCGUUAUCCAAGCAAUCUUCCGUCCAAACGAUCUCAGGCGCCAAUAUGCAUAUGUUCACUGGUGUGACUGAUACCUACAACGCUUCCCGUCUUUGCUUGAUCAAAACAAAUCCCAGUUUUGUGCAUAGAGCUAGUCAAUCACCUGAAGGAAUUCAUAGACGGGCAAUUUGUAUGGCGUCUACCAUACCGGUAAAGCAUGUCAGGGAGGGCCAAGAGCGGGUAACUGGUGACUCUUUUAUCCGACCCCAUCUACGCAAAUUGUCUCCUUACCAACCCAUUUUGCCAUUUGAAGUUUUGUCGACUAGAUUUGGAAGAAGCCCUGAGGAUAUCAUUAAAUUAGAUGCAAAUGAGAACCCUUAUGGUCCGCCACCAGAGGUUCUUGAUGCUCUGGGAACAUUGAAAUUCCCUUAUGUUUAUCCUGACCCAGAAAGUCGUCGAUUGCGUGCUGCCCUUGCCAAAGAUUCAGGCCUUGAGUCUGAUUAUAUUCUUGCGGGUUGUGGAGCUGAUGAACUUAUUGAUUUGAUUAUGCGAUGUGUACUGGACCCGGGCGACAAGAUUGUGGACUGCCCUCCAACCUUCACAAUGUAUGAAUUUGAUGCGGCUGUAAAUGGGGCACUUGUCAUCAAGGUACCAAGGAAGUCAGACUUUAGCCUGAAUUUAGAACUCAUUGCUGAAGUUGUUGAGCGAGAGAAACCAAAAUGCAUAUUCUUAACUUCUCCUAACAAUCCAGAUGGGAGCAUAAUCAACAAUGAAGUUCUCUUGAAGAUACUGGAGCUGCCUAUACUGGUGGUGUUGGAUGAAGCAUAUAUUGAGUUUUCUGGGCUUGAAUCUAGGAUGGCAUGGGUGAAGAAGCAUGAGAAUUUAAUUGUCCUUCGAACAUUUAGUAAACGAGCUGGUUUAGCUGGACUCCGUGUUGGAUACGGGGCAUUUCCCUUGAGCAUUGUUGAGUAUCUUUGGAGGGCAAAGCAACCAUAUAAUGUUUCUGUUGCUGCUGAAGUUUCUGCAUGUGCAGCAUUGCAGAAUCCCAUCUAUCUAGAGACGGUGAAAGAGGCUUUGGUACAAGAGCGGGAUAGGCUAUAUAAUCUUCUUAAAGAGGUGCCAUUUCUCAAUCCAUAUCCAAGCUACUCAAAUUUCAUUCUUUGCGAGGUUACCUCAGGAAUGGAUGCCAAGAAACUAAAGGAAGACCUAGCAAAAAUGGGAGUGAUGAUCCGUCAUUAUAAUAACAAAGAGCUGAAAGGUUAUGUUCGCAUCUCCGUUGGGAAGCCUGAACACACGAAUGUCCUAAUCGAGUGUCUCAAUCGCCUCUCGCAAUUGCCUCUACCAACUCAUUAGCACUGGUUCUGUUAAAAUUCAUAAUUUGCCGAGGAAAGGAAAUGGAGGUUGAUCAUGUGAAGAGCUAUCCAAGUACAACUGGAUUUAUUCUACUCCCAAGAUUUGCAGUUGGAAUAUGUUUUAAGCCGAUUUUUUUCCAUGGCAUCUGGCAAAUUUUGUCUUCUGAAGCUGGGGAAAAUAUUAUUCACCUGUAAUGGAAUUGCUGGUGAAACCCAUUUAAGUAUUUAUAGGCAUUGGUUCUUCUUGUACUUUCUUCUAAAAACAUAUCUCCGUUUCUUGGCAUGUCUUAACAUCUUUUUUGAUCCCGAGUGGGCCAUUUGAUGUUGUAAUCUAAAUUAUUGUAGGAACAAAUUGAUGAUUUAAAACCCAUUUGUGGGCAUGCUUCAUCA
This is a messenger RNA of Malania oleifera, 2048 nucleotides long. Its product is annotated as histidinol-phosphate aminotransferase, chloroplastic. Gene Ontology annotation, molecular function: pyridoxal phosphate binding; L-histidinol-phosphate:2-oxoglutarate transaminase activity. The record is from RefSeq and is a predicted model, not a curated record. The transcript has 10 exons. Gene Ontology annotation, biological process: L-histidine biosynthetic process. The coding region runs from base 373 to 1659 and encodes 428 amino acids. NCBI's taxonomy places the organism in Eukaryota, Viridiplantae, Streptophyta, Magnoliopsida, Santalales, Ximeniaceae.